CACCCACCCACCACCACCAUCCUCUCUGCGCGGUCUCCGAAUUAUAGUAGGAGCGAAUAUUCAGUCGUUGGGUUUUUUUUUUGCCGCAGCACUUUGUGGGUUUCCUUUGGUCACCCGUCCUGCGGCUCCGGUUCUUUUGACACCGCUGGUAAAAUACCGCAGCCGCCGCGUAGAAAUCGCUCAGUUUGUUGUUGUUGUUGGGGAGUGGCCAGGAGUCAAAUAACUUUUUUUGACCUCUCGUGAGAUCUCUGCGUGGCGCUGACCAACCUGGGAACCUUCUUGUGAGUGUGACCUUCAAGGUUUGGAGAGAACUUUUGAGACAUGUCCACGACCAACAACGCAGCUGCGGCUGCCACCCCGCAGAGCCUGAAGCACACCAAUGCCCACGACGCGAACGGCGACGAGGAGGAGGAGGAAGGCGAGGAGGAGGAGGAGAUGGAGCCCGUGAAGAGGACGUGGGGAGACCGCCUCAAGGGGCUGCGACACUUCUUCUACAACCCGCACACAGGGGAGGUGGUGGGGCGCACCCCCAAGAGCUGGGGCCAGAUCUGCUUGUUCUACUUCGUGUACUUCUCCUUCCUGGGUGCCCUCUUCGCCUUCACCAUGUGGGCCUUGGUGAUGACGCUGAGCUACGAGUUGCCCAAGUACCAGGACCGUGUCGCCAGCCCUGGUCUGAUGAUCCGGCCCAGGGCUCCGCUGUUCGAAAUUAACUUCAUGAGCAACUCUCUGGAGUCGUACGAGCCCUACGUGAACUCCAUCAACGAUCUCCUGAGCAGCUACCCAAACACCUCCGAAAACUUCUGCGACGCGGGGCUGUACCGCGACGAGCAGGCCGGCGCCGGGCAGCCGGGCCGCGUGCCCCUCAUGUGCCCGUUCUCCCGCAAAGACCUGGGGCUCUGCUCCGGCCUCGAAGACCCCAUGUACGGCUUCACGAGUGGCACGCCUUGCGUGCUGCUCAAGAUGAACCGGAUAAUCGGUUUCAAGCCGGGAAACCACACGAAUCCGGUGAAAGUCACCUGCGACGGGAAGAAAGAAGAACAGCAGCAUCUUUUGGGAGACAUCGAGUUCUUCCCAAACGACAUUUUCGACCCCAUGUACUUCCCGUACUACGGCAAAGUCCUCGACGGCACGUACACGCAGCCGCUGGUGGCCGCGCGCUUCCUGAACCUCACACACGACACCCCCGUGUCCAUCGAGUGCCGCCUGGAGGGCAACGGCAUCGUCAACAAGCACGAGCGCGACCGCUUCCUGGGCCGCAUUGCCUUCACGUUCACCGUCAGCUCAUAGCGCCCACCACCCUCCCUCCUCAUGCUGCUCUCCCCCCCCCCCCGCUCACCUCGCUCUGCCACCGUCACAUUCUCGCUCUCCCUCCUCCCGGCCCGCCUGUCCCAUCGGCCCGCCCGCCCACCCGCCAGUCGACUUAGCCGCUACCGCACCUUCUUUAGCGGCCGGUACGCGCGCACUUGAGAUUUCUCUGAGCGACGGGGCGCGACUGGAUGCCGACCGUCAUUCAAAAUCGUCGUCCUCCACCCACCCCCACUUCUAAUUGGCGAUUUGCCCUGACCCGCAACCUGAAACGCCUCGCCGAAACCUAACAGCCAUGGUCCACUGGAGGCACGUUUAUGGCGCCUGUCCCCGGCAGCGUUUCCCAUAGUCGUGUGAUCUAUUUGCCAAACAUGCGAACAAACGGAGCUCUUCCUAGCGGGCAACUGGGAUGGAAACUUCCACUUGAGAUCCCAGAUAGAGGUCACGUGACUGCCUUGACGCAGGGCUCUAUUCUCUUGAGGCACGGGCAGCUUCAAGCCAAGGCGUGAGUGGCAUCUGGGGAGGAGAGAGAGAGAGAGGGGGGGAAGUCUUCUGCUUGAUUGCUUUUGUGGUAUCGACCGAGUGGCUGGCAACAAUGGACUGCAUCAAGGAAUGAGUCGCUCCCUCCAUUCUGCUGCCCACCAAGUUGCCAUCGUCUCCCCUGGUUAAUGCGAUGAUUGCCGGCAACGAUUGCCCGAAACUAACUCUGGAGUGGAUCAUGGCCUUUAUGAAAGCAUUUGAGGGCACGGUUUGGUAUUUUGACGUGCGGUACAUAGAAAUAAAACUUAACAUUUUUUUAGUAUAUAACUAAACCGUCGAAACACAAUAUACGCACAUUUGCAUUUUAAAAAUGUAUAAUCAUUUCAUUUUUAUUGAGCAAUUACAUUUUAUGACGUCGUAUCUGAGCCAACCGCAACUGUACACCCGAAUAUAGCUUCCCAUCGUCAUCAAACACUGCCUUAUGACUGCACCUCACAUUAGCACGGUUGACUAUGUACGGUGUGAAAGAAGUUAAACACACAUACGCAGUCUAUGGCAGUUGAGCAGAAGGGAUUAGCGUUAAUUCUCUGCUUAAAUUUUCCGCAGUAUAUUUGGCAAUACCAUCGACAGCCAAUUAGUAAGCUUAUUUUACGUAAACAAAACAUGCCAAUUAGUUACUAGCUCACCACACCGGUGUGUUGUAGAGUAAAUCCAAAAUUCGCCCUCAUUCAUCCCACCAGGGUCGCAAACGGCUACCCGUACCCAGCCGGGUACGGGUAGCCGUUCCCUACCCGUACCCGUACCCUACCCGAAAUGAGUGACAAACGGCUACUCACCAGUGACCGUAGCCGGGUAUCGGGUAGGGUACGGGUAUCGGGUACCCGGUUGCGACCUCUGGUAGCCGACGAGUGCGGGCUAAGAUGCUCGUGGCGUUUUAUCGAUAAAAGCGUCGCUCUGCGCGGCCGUUUCGAAUGGGGGCAGCCCCCCGUCGCGUAGCUGGAGGCCGUGCGAAAUUAAAUCACGGGGACCGAUGUUUGCCCCCCCCCCCCUCCACCUCUCGAGGAAGCGGCAAUUGUGCCCAGAGAGAUUUUCCACCCUCGGUGUUGGCAGGUCGGGUUGGGCCGAUUGUGCUGCUGCUGCUGCGUUUCUAUCGGCUGGUCCUUGUCAUCUCAGAAACCUGUUGCUUGAUCUCGCGCUUUCAAAACUCAUUUCCUGCGAACUGCUUUCUUUUUGUUCAUGUUGUCCUUCCCCCGCACCUCCCGAUUAGCACGCUUGGCUACGUGCGGUGCGAACGAAGUCCAACGUGCACAAGCACAAACCCCACCCUUAUGUGCCUGGCGCUCGCAUAUUUAAAGUCCCGUCUGUGUGACGCGGUGCGUAACCCUGUUUAGCCCCGUCUGUAAUACGUACCUAAACUGUAUAUCAGUAUGUUGCUGUCAAGUACCAUCGGCUGCAUUUACACUAGGGCAUCGGCGCUUACCACUUCAGUUUCCAGUCGAAACGGAAGCGGUCAGCGCGAACUGCGUCUCGUUUUUACACUUCUCGAGCAAAGCCAGCGUCCCCCCCCCCCCACCACCCCCGCCCUCGUGCGCCAACCUCGUCUUGAAGAAACGAGAGACGCGUACGACGAUUGUCACAGGCGGAACUCGCCGUCGGGAUCGUGCGCCAGCCGUUCCUCCAGGCGAUGGGGGUUUUGUGGUGGGGGGCAUUGCCAGAGGGAUGGGGUCAGGGGAACGGUCACGCUCACUCGUGAACCGGCGGCUAUGGAUUCCGAAAUGCCAUGAUGCACUCGGGCAAUUUUUGGGAAAUUGUCCCUGGCGGUUGUCACCGACGAGGAGGGUUUCCACCGCUUGAGGUGAUAUGAAAUGGCGUAACAACCUCGAUGUGCACACGUAAUGUUGCAGAUUUCAACUUGCUGCACGAAAGGAGAGCACUUAAGUGCAACAAACCGCUUGAGUUGAUAUUAAAUGGCGUAACAACCUCGAUGUGCACACGUAAUGUUGCAGAUUUCAACUUGCUGCACGAAAGGAGAGCACUUAAGUGCAACAAACUGGGACAUGUUGUUGGAAGAUAAUCGGACUGUAAAAAUCGAUUUGCCAGGGCUUUUAGUGACCUGGUUAGGACUGACAGAUGUCACGGGACAGCAGCUACCUCAACUAGAGGACGAUCCUGAGAAAACCAGGACAGGUGGCAAGCCAAUUUGAAACACAUUUCCGCUUAGCAACUAUGUUUUUCUUAUGGCCGCAACAAUCGUGUUUCGUGUCGAGGGGUGGCGAGCGAGCCAGCGGACGGAUUUAGGAGUAGCCUCGUUAAUAUCUAAAAUUCUGCCGGCAGACGAUGGAAGCGGCCAGUCGCGUUACUGUGUGACACGUGGUUUGAGAUUGAUGACCGCGGUCAUACUCUGGGCCAUUCUUAACUUUUCCAUCGGCAGAGGAAACGCGACGGUCUUCCUACACCGCAGCUGGUAUUGAUUACCAUUCAAUCAAUACCAGACCAUGGCUAACUUGGUCUGGUAUUGUUUGACAGAAGCUCCGUCCAGCCAGCGAAAACAGAAUUUGUGGAAGAGUGUGCAUUAUGAUUGACAACCGUCGGUCUACACCCGCAGGGGUGGGGAACCUUUUUUCUGCCAAGGGCCAUUUGGAUAUUUAUAACAUCAUUCGCGGGCCAUACAGAAUUGUCAACUUAAAAAUUUGACCGUUAUAUUUGGUUUUAAUCAACUCGCCCCUAAUGCGAUGGCUGGAACUGCUUCUCUUUGGCGAGGCGUGUGAUGUUAGCUGGCUAUUGAUGAUGUUGCUACUCGCAACUGCUUUUCCAGGUUUGCUCCUAGAUUUAUUGAAUUUCGAGUCCCGCCUGCGGUUGCCUUGGCAGGGCCACGCCAAAUGAUUUCGCGGGCCUCAUACGGCCCGCGGGCCGGACGUUCCCCACCCCUGGUCUAGAGUCACAAGCCUCGGGGUUAGUGGUGUGACCUCUGCCUACGAUCUGAUUGGAAGUUGCCAGUCACCCACGAGGGCGGUGGGGAGGGCAGCGAUUGGUGUGGCGACUAUGACGAUAGCAGCCGGCGUCUGCCAUCGAUUUGGUCAAGUGCAUCAUGGGCUUAACAGAAUCUACGAAGAAAAGAAUUUGUUCAGAACUGAAUGUUAGUUUAGUUCUAACUACUGUGUUCGGAAUAAACUCCCUAGUGUAAACACAGCUGUAGUGUGGAUUUUUAAAUUUAAUAUAUUACUCCAGUGGGUUUUAAAAAACUGCAUCAAUGUAUCAAUGUCCCCUGCGUUAAAUCCAAACGGAAUCUCAUUGUUGGACAGACCCAACAAAUGUCACGUUUAACAUCUAAACACUGUCAUGUAUUUGUGUUGUUGUUGUUUAAAGGUUGGGUUUGUGAGGAUGCGCUUAUGUUCAGUCCAAACACCUUCAGCGACUUGGCAUGAAUGUGAACUUUUUAGUCGGGGACAGGUUGGUGAAUGUGGAUUUGACAGCCAGUACAGUAUCGUAAAACACACGAGCAUUUGAAUGCACUGCUAUUAAGUUACCGUCAUAUUCAGAGUUAUCAAACUUGGCGUGCACGCCGCACUGCACGUAUAUUUUAAGCCGUAGCGACUCCAGUCUUUAAUGUCGUCAGAUCCCCAAAAUCCAAGGUGGAGUUGAAUGGCGAGCGAGCGCAUGAGUAAAUGUCAAAUUCUCCAAGGGGGCAACGGUAGCUUCGAAAACCUGUGCAUGAAGUGGAACUCACUGAGCCCAGCUUGCGUUCAGCUACCCGGCCCACAAUGAUCAAGGGUCAUAGUGCUGUAAGAAGUAAACAAUAUGUUAAUAUCACUUUUUUUUUAAUCUUUAAAACUAUUUUGUAUUUAACCAGGUAAGACCCACUGAGCUGUUGAGCACUUUUUCAGAAGCGAACCAGCCACGAAUUAAAGUUCAACGAAGUGGCUUAUCAUCACGCUGGAAAUGUAUAGCAGCCAAAUACUCUAAAUGCGUGAUGUUCAUUCGAAAUGUGGAGGGGAAAAACCGGAGCACCCGGAGAAAAAUCCACGCCACCACAGGGAGAGAGAUAAACACGCAAACUAUAAAUAUACAGCAGCAGGCGUCAGGGUCGAGGAACGAACCUACAACCUCCUGUAUACCAGGCGAGAUAGUUAACAUCUCCUAGCCACUGCAGCGCCCCAAUACUGCAGUGCUGCCUGCCGCGUGGUCAGCAAAAUGCUCCGUGUCAUCUUGCUGGUUAGGAAAUUAAUUAAAGCAAAGUGCCAGGACGAAAUAUGCAUCAAUUACUUUAGAAGUAAUUGGUUGUUUUCAUUCACGUUUAGUUUGUUUAAGCAGCAGGGUGAUAACUCUAGAGACCGGAAUAGUUUUAUUUGCAAGAAUGACCUGGAGAAGAUAAUUUGGGCAUCAAAGAUGUUGACAUCUGCAUACAUCUCGAUAAUGUAUUUUUUUAAA
Messenger RNA from Lethenteron reissneri (Far Eastern brook lamprey), 6213 nucleotides. RefSeq names its product sodium/potassium-transporting ATPase subunit beta-3-like. NCBI's taxonomy places the organism in Eukaryota, Metazoa, Chordata, Hyperoartia, Petromyzontiformes, Petromyzontidae. Gene Ontology annotation, cellular component: sodium:potassium-exchanging ATPase complex. The record is from RefSeq and is a predicted model, not a curated record. Gene Ontology annotation, molecular function: ATPase activator activity. Gene Ontology annotation, biological process: sodium ion export across plasma membrane; potassium ion import across plasma membrane; intracellular sodium ion homeostasis.